ACAGCUGGGAAGAUGGCGACCUUCGGCACAGCUGCUUUUGCGGCUUGGGCACCUUGUCGGAGCUUGGGCUGGACGACCGUCUCUUUCGUUUCCCACCGCGGCCUCAGCGCCUUACUUGCACGGAAUCCCAUGCUGGCGCCUUCGUGGCUCCCAGCUUGCAGACAAAAGAGCACAGUCUCUUUCCUUAGUCGACCAGACCUUCCAAAGUUGGCUUAUAAGAAGCUAAAAGGCAAAAGUCCAGGAAUUAUCUUCAUCCCUGGCUAUCUUUCUAAUAUGAAUGGUACAAAAGCAUUGGAGAUUGAGGAGUUUUGCAAAUCUCUAGGCCACGCCUUUAUAAGGUUUGAUUACUCGGGUGUUGGAAAUUCAGAUGGCAUCUUAGAAGAAGGCACAGUAGGGAAAUGGAGAAAAGAUGUUCUUUCUAUAAUUGAUAGCUUAGCUGAUGGACCACAGAUACUAGUUGGAUCUAGCCUUGGUGGGUGGCUUAUGUUUCAUGCUGCCAUUGCACGGCCAGAAAAGGUUGCUGCUCUUAUUGGUAUAGCUACAGCUGCGGACAGUCUAGUGACACAAUUCAAUCAGCUUUCUGUUGAGGUAAAAAAGGAAAUAGAAAUGAAAGGCGAGUGGGUAAUACCUACAAAAUAUACUGAAGAAGGAACGUACCACAUUCAGUACAGUUUUAUUAAAGAAGCUGAACAUCACUGCUUGUUACAUAGCCCUAUUCCUGUGAACUGCCCUAUACGAUUACUCCAUGGCAUGAAGGAUGACAUCGUACCAUGGCAUACAUCCUUGCAGGUCGCUGACCGAGUCAUCAGCACAGACGUUGAUAUUGUCCUCCGAAAAGAUAGUGAUCACCGAAUGAAGGAAAAAGCAGACAUUCAACUUAUUGUUUACACUAUUGAUGACUUAAUUGAUAAGCUUACAACUUCAACUUGA
Messenger RNA from Chrysochloris asiatica (Cape golden mole), 930 nucleotides. RefSeq names its product abhydrolase domain containing 10 (gene ABHD10). Gene Ontology annotation, molecular function: palmitoyl-(protein) hydrolase activity; hydrolase activity, hydrolyzing O-glycosyl compounds. The coding region runs from base 13 to 930 and encodes 305 amino acids. Lineage: Eukaryota; Metazoa; Chordata; Mammalia; Afrosoricida; Chrysochloridae. Gene Ontology annotation, biological process: protein depalmitoylation. The transcript is spliced from 5 exons. The record is from RefSeq and is a predicted model, not a curated record. Gene Ontology annotation, cellular component: mitochondrion.